This is a messenger RNA of Parastagonospora nodorum SN15, 213 nucleotides long. RefSeq lists its product as hypothetical. The transcript is spliced from 2 exons. Bases 1 to 213 code for a protein of 70 amino acids. The record is from RefSeq and is a predicted model, not a curated record. Lineage: Eukaryota; Fungi; Ascomycota; Dothideomycetes; Pleosporales; Phaeosphaeriaceae.
AUGGAUCCCUGCGGCCACAACAACAAUGACUUCGGCCAAGCCGGAGCCUACAAUGGGUCUUCCUCGCCCAUCAAGUUCUGGCGGAGAGGCUCAUUGUCCGCCGCUCCAGCUCUUCCCAUGCGUGUCGCGUUGCAACCAUUGAUCGCCGACUUCAAUGAUACAGACGGCGGCGGCUGUGGACAUGGAAGCCAGACUUCACAUGUCUAUCAUUGA